Molecule: messenger RNA, 1242 nt
Organism: Akanthomyces muscarius
Lineage: Eukaryota; Fungi; Ascomycota; Sordariomycetes; Hypocreales; Cordycipitaceae
Exons: 2
Coding region: 1-1242 (413 amino acids)
Source: RefSeq, a predicted model, not a curated record
AUGGAAGACCAGCCCAGCCAAAGCAGGCAUCAACUCGGCCGCAGCGUCUCACAGCCUGAGUCGCGGCCGAGCCCCAGUGUAUAUCACAGUCGUCGAUUUGACGAAUCUUGGGUCGAACUCUCAUCCCAGCCCUCGUCCUCGUCGCUCUCGAGUGUCGACAACGAAAUCGUCACAACCGGCCUCCAGGUCGGCGCCAGCCCUUUCCAGCGACGCAGGCGACUCCAUCCCUCGGCGCGAUCGCUCCCCCCGCAGCAGCAGACUGUCAUUCACGCUACCGGCGCCAGCAGCCAGGACGAGGAGGAUGAAAGCGACAGCGAUGAGGACCAAGUGAUGUCCAGUUCCGCCGAGAAUAUCCACUCGUCUGAAAAGGAACCGUCGGAAGGCUCCGACGACGAGUCCGACGAUGGCGACAAUGCCACCACGCUCGGUCGAAACUCUGAUGCUGCUCCCGUCUUCCGCCCGCAUCCAAACGCGUUUACGCACCCGCCUGCAGGCCUCGCACAACGGAGCUACUCGACGAGCUCGGCCGAGCAGCCGCACCCGCACAGUUCCUUUCGACGCUCCUCGUACCCUCAUCGGUCGCAGGCCCGCGGCCACCGCGGCGCUGCUCCCAACUUCAUGUCGCCCUCUGUCCGCGAGGACAACGACGCCGCGCUGCGGGCGUCUCUCACGACGCUUCUCUCCUGCGCGGCCGCGGCUCGCGGCCUGCCCAAGAACAAAGAAGAGACGGACGCGCAGCGCACGACGCGGACUGGUGUCGCGCCCAGCAACCAACCCAUGGAGCUGCGUUUCAUUCCCGAAUCCGAGCUUGCCGGCGAGGACAAGCAGGCAGAGGAGGCUGAUGGUCCUGCCGCUGCUGCUGCUGCCCGGCGCCGGCGCCCGUCGUCUGGUGCCGUGUCUCCCAAGUCGAAGCGGUCCGAGUCGGCCGGACGGGGCGGGCCGAGGGCGGCGAAGAAGAAGCGAACGUCUGCCGUCAGCGCUGAAGACGCGCUGCUGUCCCCCACGGUGCUCAGCUGGGUCGUCAGCGCCGGCGUCGUCGUUCUCGUGUCCGUGGUUGGGUUCGGCGCCGGCUACGUCAUUGGUCGAGAGGUCGGCCGCGAGGAGGCGCGUGAGGUCCUGGCCGCCAGCGUCAGCGGUGUCAACGACACUGCUUCCGCGGGCAGCGACGUCAUUCGCUCCUCGGUGGGACUGCGCAAGCUGCGCUGGAGCGCGGUGGGCAGGAGCAUCGUCGCCCAGGCAUAG